This is a messenger RNA of Prunus dulcis (almond), 2638 nucleotides long. RefSeq names its product internal alternative NAD(P)H-ubiquinone oxidoreductase A1, mitochondrial-like. NCBI's taxonomy places the organism in Eukaryota, Viridiplantae, Streptophyta, Magnoliopsida, Rosales, Rosaceae. The coding region runs from base 631 to 2283 and encodes 550 amino acids. Gene Ontology annotation, molecular function: NADH dehydrogenase activity. The record is from RefSeq and is a predicted model, not a curated record. The transcript has 9 exons.
UCUUGUCUUUACCACUGACUAAGUGCUAGGGUUUAGGGUUUAUAGGAUCUGAUGGUUCAUGGGAGAGCGACCAACUGAAGGAGGACCUUCCAUUAGUCCAAAACCUUGACCAAACAAAACGACACCAAAACAAGUUUGUCGUACGAAAUGCCAAACUACACACAGUAGCACUCUUUCCUCUUCCCCUGUCUCUCUAUUUUUGUGUAUCUGCCUCCUUCCUCGAACCAACAUUGAGACCCUUUAUUUAUUUUUCCAGUCUUUUGAUGUUUACUAUUUUAUAAUAUGUACCUCUGAAAUCUCAACCAAACUUCCUUGCGCCCCAAGUCGGCGCCUUUCCAACUCCCUCUGGCCUCCAUUUGUUCGCUUCUCAUAUUUAUUUUAUAGAUCGCCAUUUAGAUUUUGUGAUAAUUCAUUAACAACAGACAUGGAAACCCUUUCGCUUUUGUCCUAAGAGGCUGCUCCAACAAUCUUGGAUCAUAUACCACAUACGCACGGCCUCUGUGUUCUAAAGCAAAAAAAUUUCACUGAUUCAUCGCUCCAAUACAGUUGAUCAAGCACCAAUUUGGUUCUCUUUAGAGGGUUCAAAGGGUACUUUGUGUCUUGCUUCAGGGACUGGUACUCGAUCCCAGCAUGGCAUUAGAAAGGAUUGCUAGGACUGCUAGAAAUGGCUUCAGAAGGUCGCCAUCAGGAGCAUCCACCCGCACGAGUGAGAAGGAUAUGUUGUGUGAGGGAGCAUCCACACGCAAAUAUUGUUCCUUACCUUCACUCGAAACUGACACUAGAAAUAGAAACUUUUUGUACCUCUCCAGCAUUUCAAAAGUGAAUCACAAUAGUUUUUGGAGCAGGGGAAUAAGGUCAACCCCAACUUAUCAAUUUCCUUCUGCAGAAAGGAUUGUUGAGGAGUCUGAUUCUGAGUACAACGAUCCCAAAUAUCCGGGACUAGAAGCAACCAAGCCAGGUGAAAAGCCAAGAGUGGUUGUCCUUGGUACUGGCUGGGCGGCCUGUCGAUUCCUUAAGGGACUAGACACCAAGAUCUAUGAUGUUGUUUGCAUAUCACCAAGGAAUCACAUGGUCUUCACUCCUUUGCUUGCUUCAACUUGCGUUGGUACCCUGGAAUUCCGUUCAGUCGCUGAACCUGUUACUCAUAUACAAUCUGCAUUGGCUACAGAUCCCAAUUCUUUCUUUUAUAUGGCUUCCUGCGUUGGUGUUGACACAGACAAACAUGAGGUGUACUGUGAGACGAUUAGCAAGGGUGGCUUGCCUCAUGAACCUUACAGAUUCAAAGUUGCCUAUGACAAGCUCGUCAUAGCUGCUGGAGCUGAGCCCCUGACAUUUGGUAUCAAGGGUGUGAAGGAACAUGCAUUUUUUCUCCGUGAAGUGAAUCAUGCCCAAGAGAUUAGGAAGAAGCUUCUCUUGAACCUGAUGCUCUCUGAACAUCCAGGCAUACCGGAGGAAGAAAGGAAACGCCUCCUACAUUGUGUUGUUAUUGGAGGUGGCCCUACAGGGGUAGAGUUCAGUGGCGAGCUGAGUGAUUUUAUCAUGAAAGAUGUCCGUGAACGGUAUACUCAUGUUAAGGAUUACAUCAAAGUCACUCUCAUUGAGGCAAAUGAGAUUUUGUCAUCCUUCGAUGUUGGGUUAAGGCGAUAUGCAACAAAUCACUUAACCAAGUGUGGUGUUCGCCUUAUGAGAGGUGUUGUGAAAGAAGUGCAUCCCGAGAAGAUAGUUCUCAACGAUGGCACUGAUGUUCCAUAUGGCCUUUUGGUCUGGUCUACAGGCGUUGGUCCUUCAGAGUUUGUGAAAUCACUUGAUCUUCCCAAGUCCGCAGGCGGAAGGAUUGGUGUCGACGGGUGGUUGCGGGUUCCUUCCGUGGAAGAUGUGUUUGCACUUGGAGAUUGCGCUGGUUUUCUUGAGCAGACAGGGAGGCCAGUUCUUCCAGCUUUAGCUCAGGUGGCAGAAAGGGAGGGAAAAUAUCUGGUCCAGUUGUUUAACAAGAUUGGGGCACAGAAUGCAGGCAAGGCCUUGAGCUUAAAAGACAUCCCUCUAGGAGAGCCUUUUGUGUACAAGCACCUUGGAAGCAUGGCAACAGUUGGACGCUACAAGGCACUGGUUGAUUUACGCCAGUCGAAGGAUGCAAAAGGCAUAUCGCUUGCCGGAUUCUUGAGCUGGUUCAUUUGGCGUUCCGCUUAUCUGACGCGAGUCGUCAGCUGGAGGAACAGGUUUUAUGUUGCAGUAAACUGGGCUACCACGAUUGUCUUUGGCAGAGACAACUCAAGAAUAGGUUGAUAUCAUUUGUACAACACAACACUGUCAUUUGCCAUAUUAUUUAUGGUUACAUAUGUUAAAGAGGCUUAAGACCUUGAGCUGGAUUUAGUCUCUGCGUUUCUCUCAAUUUGUUGAGUUGGGUUCAAAUUUUGGUUCAAUUUAAAGAUGAUCUUUGCUAACUGGAGUCUGCUCUGAAACCAUUGUCUUUGAUAUUCAAAGUAUAGGCUGAAAUUCCAGACACACGCUCAAGAAGCAAAACAGCAAUUGGCGAUAGACAGAAUUAAGAAAAUGAACCCAAGAGUAAAAACAAAGCAUAUUCCACUGGUUAUAAUCUUUAAACUACAAAAUUUGUACAGCCUGUGUUGCAAACAAAAAA